GUAGUCAAUGUUGACAAGGUUGAUUUUUCAAAUUAUUUUUCUAAAUACCAUUAGAAUAUUUAUGUAUAUUAUGUGUUACCGGUUUCAUGAAUAUUUCAUUUGUACUAUUUUAUUUCUUUGAAUAAUUUAUAUUGGUUUUAAAUGUCACGAUUAAAUCCAUCGAUCUCUUCAAAAUUCAAUAAUAUAAUAAUCAACAAGUUGCAGAGUGUAAAAAUAUUUACUGUGUUUGACUUUGUCAGUGAAGAUACUGAUAAAUUGGUCAAAAUUACGGAAUUGACAUUUAAGGAUAUUGAAAAAAUAAAGAAAGAAAUAGUCGAAAAAUUUGGCGGUAAAAUAAAAGAUCCAUUUCAGUUAUUCAUAGAUCAAAAAAGUGUUACUAUAACUGGAAUAUCAGCCUUGGAUAGUUUACUAGGAGGUGGUUUAUAUCCUGGUCGAAUUUAUGAAAUCUGUGGAAAAUCAUCCUCUGGGAAAUCACAAUUAUGUUAUACUCUCGCUGUGAAUAUUGCUGUAAAAUCUUCAGGAACAAUCAUUCAUUAUAUUUAUACAAAAAAAGAUUUUUCUGCGUCAAGAAUCCAAAUGAUUUUGGAGAAUAAAAAAUUGGAUGAUGAGGUAGCAGGCCGAGUUAUGAAUCAAAUAAAUACAACUCAUGCCAAGAAUGUUCAACAACUAUUUAAUGUUCUUUAUGAUUUUACACAAUCAUUGAAACAAAAUUCAAAAAAUGAAAAAACAAAAUUAAUAAUAAUUGAUUCAUUACCAGGAGUAUUCGUUAUGUCAGAGGAAAAAACUGAAGAUAAUUUUUCUUCAUUAAAUCAUUUAACGAAUGUUUGCCAUUUUUUAGCAAAUGAAUAUGCUUUAUCUAUUAUAACAGUUAAUUCAGUAACACAACCUUGGCGAGAAAUUGAUGGUUUUGAAGGAAAAACAACAACUGCUAUGAAACCUACUCUUGGAAAAUAUUGGUUGUAUAUUCCUAACACUCGAUUAUUGAUAGAAAAAGGUGAAAAUGAAAGCCGUACGAUAAAAGUAUGGAUGUGCGAAGAUGAAAAAAUUAAUUCUAGUGUUACUGUAACUAUAAAUAAUGCCGGGGUGUACUAAUAAAUUAUAUAAUUGUUUACAAACAUCAAAAAUUUCUUUGUACAACUUGAGUUUUCAAUAAAUAUUUAUCUUUCUUUGAA
This is a messenger RNA of Chelonus insularis, 1172 nucleotides long. It is a transcript of the gene Rad51D, whose product is annotated as DNA repair protein RAD51 homolog 4-like. Gene Ontology annotation, cellular component: replication fork; centrosome; Rad51B-Rad51C-Rad51D-XRCC2 complex. Gene Ontology annotation, molecular function: ATP-dependent DNA damage sensor activity; ATP binding; single-stranded DNA binding. Bases 142 to 1092 code for a protein of 316 amino acids. NCBI's taxonomy places the organism in Eukaryota, Metazoa, Arthropoda, Insecta, Hymenoptera, Braconidae. Gene Ontology annotation, biological process: double-strand break repair via homologous recombination; DNA strand invasion; reciprocal meiotic recombination. The transcript is spliced from 3 exons. The record is from RefSeq and is a predicted model, not a curated record.